Messenger RNA from Sardina pilchardus (European sardine), 1466 nucleotides. Its product is annotated as reticulon-4 receptor-like 1. Gene Ontology annotation, molecular function: signaling receptor activity; protein binding. The transcript is spliced from 4 exons. NCBI's taxonomy places the organism in Eukaryota, Metazoa, Chordata, Actinopteri, Clupeiformes, Clupeidae. Gene Ontology annotation, cellular component: extracellular matrix. The record is from RefSeq and is a predicted model, not a curated record. Bases 102 to 1466 code for a protein of 454 amino acids.
CACGAAUUGAAGACGGAAUACCCCAAAGCUGUGGAAAAAUGAACUCUUUGGUUUGACUGGAAUACCCAACGGAUCUCAAGAGGCUCCUGUGCGUCUUCAGGAUGUUCAGGCGAGGUGGAGGUGUGGCGCUGCUGCUGGUGCUGUGUGGUCUGGAGGCGUCUCUGUCGUGCCCGCACCACUGCAUCUGCUACACCUCGCCCAUCAGCACCGUCAGCUGCCAGGCGCACAACUUCCUGUCGGUGCCCGAGGGCAUCCCGGAGCGCAGCGAGCGCGUCUUCCUGCAGAACAACCGCAUCGAGCGCCUGCUGCGCGGCCACUUCAGCCCCGCCACCGCCAUGCUGUGGCUCUACUCCAACAACAUCUCCUACAUCCAGCCCUCCACCUUCGCCGGCUUCACCCGCCUGGAGGAGCUGGAUCUGGGGGACAACCCGCGGCUGCGCUCCCUGGCCGCCGACACCUUCCAGGGGCUGGGGCGCCUCCACGCGCUGCACCUCUACCACUGCGGACUCAUCCACCUGCCCGCUGGCAUCUUCCAGGGCCUGCACAGCAUGCAGUACCUACACCUGCAGGAUAAUGAACUAGAGUUCCUGGAGGACGACCUGUUUGUGGACCUGCUGAACCUGAGCCACCUCUUCCUGCACGGGAACCGCCUGUGGAGCCUGCACCAGAACACGUUCCGCGGCCUCGGUUCCCUGGACCGCCUGCUGCUCCACCAGAACCGGCUCCAGUGGGUGGACCGGCUGGCCUUCCACGACCUGCGGCGCCUCACCACGCUCUACCUGUUCAACAACUCGCUGACCGAGCUGCCCGCCGAGAGCCUGGCGCUGCUGCCCGCGCUGGAGUACCUGCGGGUCAACGCCAACCCCUGGGAGUGCGACUGCAAGGCGCUGCCGCUCUGGGAUUGGCUGCAGCGCUUCCGGGGCUCCUCCUCCGACGCCCUGUGCGUGGCUCCGGCCGAGCUGGAGGGUCGCGACCUCAAGCGGCUGCGCAAGGACGAGCUGCCGCGGUGCGCCGCGGGGGGGGCCGAGUCGCUCAGCCAGGGGAAGGGGGGCGCGGGAGCGAACCCCCACCUGCCCCACCAGGACCAGCACGCGCCCCCAAACUCCCCCAAACUCGCCAAAGCAGGCCGCCAGCGGAACUGCACCCGCCGCGGAGGAGGAGGAGGGGGCGGGGGUCGCAAGGGCAAGGGUCAGAACGAAGUGACCUCCGCCAAGGAGGCGGGGGCAAAGGGGUACGACCCGGACGAGAGAGGGGGGCAGGAGGGGGGCAAGUACGACCCGUCCACCCCGCGGUCAGGAGGUGUCCCCGCGCGCAGGAAGCACCGGUGCCGCCCGCAGACUUCCGUGGGGCCGCCCAGCGGCGUGCAGCAGCCCAGCAGCGCCGGGGUCAGAGGUCACGGAGCGGCCGGCGUGGCGCUGACCGCCCUGAGCCUGGCGCUCUCCUACUGGGCCGUGGUGUUGCGCUGA